Molecule: messenger RNA, 5328 nt
Organism: Anisakis simplex (herring worm)
Lineage: Eukaryota; Metazoa; Nematoda; Chromadorea; Rhabditida; Anisakidae
Source: the annotation of a GenBank genome assembly
AUGAGUAAUCAACUUGAGUCUAAUGCCUCAACGGCUGCACCCGAACUGGGCGAUUCGCAUGGUGAAAUUCAGACGGGUGCAGCGGAAGAGUGCAAAAAAGUUGUAGAAGAAGUGACGAGUAAGAAGAAAGAUGAGGCGAUUUCAAUGCAAGGUCUUGAGGAUACGGUCAAAGGGAUUCUGCACGAUAUCGGUGUUACAGACGAUAAAGUCGAACAUCUAAGCGAGAUGAAAGACACGCUCGUUAAAGGUGUUACGGAUUCCAUUGAAAAAGUUAAAAGUGAUCUCACAGGACCAUCCGAACAACCUCAAUCCGAUGCUGCAAAACAUGAUGAAGGUGCUGCUGCGCCAAAACAAAAAGAUGAAUCGUUCAGUUUCGCAUCCGGUAUUGCCGGAGCGUUGAAGAAGCGUUUAAGUGAAGUCAACGAUGAUUAUGAGCCAGACGACAGUCAAGAGGUCAGCAAACCAAAACCAAAAGCAGAACAGGUUCCAAAGGAAGAGGCACCAGGGAAAUCGUUGAGUGGUUUCGCGUCUGGAUUCGCAAGUGCCGUUAGCGAUGGCAUAGAUCAAAUUACAAAGGUUGCUGACGAAAAAAUUGAGCAUUUGAAAGAUACUGUACAACACAAAGACGAACCUAAAGAAGAGAAGGUCGACGAGAAAAAGGAAGACACAAAAAAGGAAGCCGGUAUUGGGGAUUUGGUAUCGGGUCUGGCAGGAACCUUGCAAGGAGGCUUCGAGCAUGUGAAGCAAGCGGUUGAUGAGAAAUUGAGUGAUGUCGGGAAAGAGCAGAAGCAAGUUGAGGAAGAAAGCAAACCCGAAAAGAAAUCGGAGGAAAAACCAGAGUCGCCUCUUGAAGGUUUGGUAUCUGGCAUCGAAGGAGCUAUUCACGAGGGUGUAGAGCACCUGAAAGAAAAGCUCAAGCCUGAAGAAGUCGAGAAGCAUGAGACAGCAGAGGAAGCACCAGCAAAGAAGGUUGAAGUAACCAAACCAGGAUCGGGGUUGGGUGAUCUUGUAACUGGUCUCGCAGGUGCCGUACAAGAAGGUUUUGAUGAAGUGAAAGAUGCAAUUGGUAGCAAGAUGACUGAAAAGAGCCCUGUCGAAACACCCAAAGAAGAUGUUCACAAGGAAGUUGCCCACGAAGACGGAAAGAAAGGCGAAAAAUCAGAGCCAACUCUUGGAGGCAUGGUCUCGGGAAUCGGAGAGGCCAUUCACGAGGGCGUAGAGCAUCUGAAGGAAAAGCUCAGUCCUGAAGAAGUCGAAAAGCAUGAGAAACAUGAGAUAGCAGAGGAAGCGCCAGCGAAGAAGGUUGAAGUAACCAAACCAGAAUCGGGGUUGGGUGACCUUGUAACUGGUCUCGCAGGUGCCGUACAAGAAGGUUUUGGUCAAGUGAAAGAUGCAAUUGAUAGUAAGAUGACUGAAAAGAGCCCUGUCGAAACACCCAAAGAAGACGUUCAUAAGGAAGAUGUCCAUGAAGAUGGAAAGAAAGGCGAAAAAUCAGAGCCAACUCUUGAAAGCAUGGUCUCGGGAAUCGGAGGGGCCAUUCACGAGGGUGUAGAGCAUCUGAAGGAAAAGCUCAAGCCUGAAGAAGUCGAGAAGCAUGAGACAGCAGAGGANAAGGUUGAAGCGACCAAAGAAGGAUCUGGGUUGAGUGAUCUUGUAACCGGCCUCGCAGGUGCCUUGCAAGAAGGUAUUAGUCAGGUGAAAGAGGUGGUUGAUACGAAAGUGGAUACUGUUGAGGAACAUAAGAAAGACGUGGAAAAGCAGAAGCCAGAUGUGGAAGUGAAGCAAGAAACAGAACCACAAGAAAGUUUGCAAGAUUUGAUAACGGGCAUCCGAGGAGCCGUUACCGAGGGAGUGGAGCAUAUGAAGAGUGCGUUCGAUCCGAAAGUGAAGUCUAAAGAAGGCGAUGUUGUUGAGCCACCAAUGAUCAAGAAAACUGUCGAAGAAGGUGUUGAAGUGCCCACACAAGUGGGUCCGUUUGAGCCACAAACUAAAGACGAGUCUGGAAGUGGGCUGAAAAACGUUUUGGAAAAUUUUGGUAUCACAGACGAAAGCAUUCAGAAAUUAAGUGAAAUAAAGGAUUCAUUCGUGAAGGAUGUCAGCGAGAAGGUAGAAGAUUUGAAGAAGGACAUCACGGGAACUGGUGAAGAGCCGAAGAAAGGUGACGAUGAGAAGGCAGAUGAGAAAGAUAAAAAGGAACCUCUCGCAGGAAUUAUGGAGAGUGUGAACAAAGGUGUGCAAGAUUUAUUCUCGUCCGGUGUGCAAGAUUUAUUCUCGUCCGGUGAUUCAGCGAAGAAAGAUGUUGAGAAGACUGCUCAAGCUGCUGCCGAUGAAGUUGGUGAAACAUUUGAAAAGGUCAAAACAACCAGUCUGACAGCGGCGGAAGAGGUAAAAUCACGAUUACCCAAAAUGGAGCAACCAGAAGUGGAACAUCUUGAGAAACAUGAAGAGGUAAAGCAAGCCGUGAAACCUGACGAAUCCGUAUCUCCACCGUUACCACUUCAUGAAGCUAAGAUUGAAGAGCGAACAGGUGAAGAGCAAAUACCUCGAGAACCUAUCGUGCAUAAGUUUGAAAAUCAACGAUCCACAUCUUCGAUGUUGCCUCACAUAUUUCCGAUUAUAUCUAAUCAAGCGACGGAUCAAGAAACAUCUCAAGCCAUUCCAAUCAUAUUCGAAGAUCAACCAGCAGCGUCUAGUCAAACAUCUACCGUAAAGGGGAGUACUGAUGAAUAUCCCGUCAUUAACACGGAACGCGGACCAGCGCAAUCCAUUCCAAUCAUAUUCGAAGACGUACCGGUAAAAUCUGGACCCAAAAUUACGAAGCUCAUUGCAAAUGGCUCUGAUGUGAUCAUAUCAGAUCGCGGUUCUGCACAAAGUAUUCCGAUUGUAUUCGAAGACCCGUCAGCGACGUCUGAUCCGAAAAUCACCACUGUUGGUGCCAACGAGCUCAUAUCGACGAGUCGUGGUCCUGCACAAACUAUUCCGAUCGUAUUCGAAGACGAAUCCGCCUCAAAUGAGUCAAAAUCAAAUGCGCAAGUAAUUCCAGUACAGUUCGUUGAUGACGACGCUCAAGUGAUUCCUGUAGUGGUCGAAUCAGCUCCGAAAAGACGAAAGCAAAAGCCCAUCGAACCGCUGCAUUCACGGACGAUGCCUAUGGCGCUUACGAAUCCUUCGAAGGCGACUGAAGAAACUGGAGCUGACGAAGGUGAGCAAUCGAUUGAAGUUGUCGUUGAGAGUGAUACGGAUGACAGUGAAUCACUGAGUCAAUGUGACUACUGGUCAAAGCGACGUUUCUGUAAACGGAAAUCGUCAUUCGACGAAUUCGCACCGUCGGCUUAUUUGCAGCAAAAGAUGAGCAUGGAUAUUGGUGUGGUGAACACGGCAAAUAUGCCUGAGCAACUGAUACCGCUGCAUGAAGAGUUGAAGCAAUUACAGUAUCGCUACAAAACAGGGCAUCGACGAGACAGUCACGAUAGUCACACAACAACAACGUCAAAUGACAGUGAAAUGCUCAUCGAAACCACGUAUUUUGAUGAACGACAGGAGGAAGGACAGACCGAAGACGCGGACGAAGAAAGAGUUGUUCAGCAGAUUCAGGUUCAUUUCGAAGACACUCCUCAGGGUCAAGGAACUAUGAGGCCUGAUAAACUCGUUGGAUUAGCCACUGCCGACGGAACCGUUCAGUCGGAUCAUCUCGAGAAUUCACCAUCACAACCAAGUAACAGCAAUGAAACACAACAUCCAACAACACUUUCCUCGCAGCAGUCUUUGACGCCAUUGGCUGAGCAACCGCAAUCUGCUUAUGGAACGGAUACUUUUACUGCAACUCUUAUUGAACGACGUCAACAUUUCACCAAGAAAAGUUCAGCACCCCUUCACGAGAAUUCGACUAAAUCGAGUGAAUGUUGGCUACGAAAGGUGAUGAAGCCGAAUGAAUUAGGAGAAACUGAUCGCGAUGAUUCGUACGUUAACGAGGAUGAAGAUAAUGAAUGCGAUCAUAGUCUCUUACCAGAAUUAAUUCCCGAAGAACCCGAUACUCCUAUUCCUGUGAUUUUUGAGGAACACCAGCAAACAUCGAAUGGUGCCUCAAUCGGUGGUCUUGUAGACGAUUCGGAAACUGUUCUUCGAGCUCAGAAGCAGAUUCGCGAUGAAUGGGAAGAAGUCCCUGAUAGUGAAACACAGGACGUAUUGGAUUCAGUGCAAGUACCGGCUGUUCGAGAGCAAGUUCCAUCGACGAUCGUUGAGUCUGUUCCCGAGAGUUUAAUCAAAUUCGACUCUGCACCACCACUUCAUCAGAACGUCACUCCGUCGGCAACUGAAGAAUCCAAUUUGCAGCAUGGCGUUGACGUUCUUAAAACUGACAUCAAGUCCAUGGAAAAACCUAGUGAAGAAGUGAAGCCAAGUGAAACGAAACCUGUGGAGCAAGUCGCGAAAGAAGUGCAGAAGAAGGAGGAUGCAUCUUCACCUUCUUCUGCCCUACCAAAAGCACCACCACCACCAGUGCCUCCAAAAACGAAAUCAAUUGAUAUGAGCACUAAAGAAUUCGAAGAGAAAGUUUUGCACACCGAACCAAAAGACGUUCAAAAAGUUGCCGUUUCAAAGACCACUGAACCUCAACAUCCUGCCGAACCCGAAAAGAAGCCCAUUGAGCCUGUGAAAGCUGCUGUUGUGCAUGAGCACGACAAGCCAUCGAAAAUUCCGAAACCAACGGCAGUUUCGCCGAAAGCCGAGAAGAGGCGAAUAGAAUCGAGCGCACCCGUCGAGGACACUUUCGAAAAACAAGAAGUCUCUCCGUUGUGCACGAAAACGUCGGCAACUACCACAUCGCAUGUUACGACAGUCACCACACCGGUUCCCUCAGAAUCCGAAGCUAAGUCAUCACCACCGAAGGCUGCUGAUGAGUCGAAGAAGCCUUCGGUCACAGCAGCUACCGUUCAACCACCUGCACCCGCAAAAUCAACUCCUUCAAAGGUAGAAGAACAAGAAUCAGCACACGUACCACCCGCACGUGCACCACAACCAGCACAGCAACUAAUCGCUCAACAACCUGAAAUAACGGUUGUUGAUGAAAAAGUUUCACAGCCUAAAACUGAACCAAAACAGCCUCAGCCAGGCGUAAAACCCGUAGAGAAGACUGCGGCCACUGAAGUCACUGCUGCAGCAGAAUCUGUUGCCGUUGCUGCAGAACCAAAAAGCGCCGCCGCUACCACUGAAAAUGUCGAAGAAGCAAAUGAUGAGGCAAGAAAACAAACAAAAAAUUCGUUUUUUUGCUUGUGCAGUGGUGCUUCGGUUCUUUUUCUGGAAAGGAAUCUGCGAAUUUUGAGUGCAUGA